Engraulis encrasicolus (European anchovy) is the source of this 1488-nucleotide messenger RNA. RefSeq names its product UDP-glucuronosyltransferase 2A2-like. NCBI's taxonomy places the organism in Eukaryota, Metazoa, Chordata, Actinopteri, Clupeiformes, Engraulidae. Bases 16 to 1488 code for a protein of 490 amino acids. Gene Ontology annotation, molecular function: UDP-glycosyltransferase activity. The record is from RefSeq and is a predicted model, not a curated record. The transcript has a single exon.
AGCCAUUGGGUGAACAUGGACAUCCUGAUCAGGGCUCUAUACAGCAAAGGACACUCCAUCAUUGUGCUGCGAAACACCAAGAGCUGGUACAUCAAAGGGGAGUCAUCCUACUAUGACUCUAUCACAAUUCCCACAGUGCAAGGGCAUGACAAAGAGCGUGUCAAAGGUCUCAUCUCCAAAAUAAUGGCCAUUGAGCGGGAAGGUGAUUCCGCAAUGAGUUCCAUUUCCAUGCAGCUGUCAAUCUUCUCUGCCAGGAGAAAUAUGCAUUCAACCACAUGUCAAGUGUUGUCCACCAUGUUUGAAGACAAAGCCUUAAUGCAACGCCUGAACGAGAGCCAGUUUGAUUUAGUUCUCGCUGACCCUGGAUAUGGUGAUGGCAUUAUACUGGCUCACUAUCUAAAGGUUCCCCUCGUGUACAAUGCCCGAUUUAUCCUCAGUGAGGAAGGACACUUCUUUCUAGCUCCUUCACCAGUAUCUUACAUACCAAUCAUGAGGUCAGGUCUGUCGGACAAAAUGACCUUCUUCGAAAGAAUGAAAAACAUGCUAUUUUACAUAACGGCACAAUUUCAGAGAAGUUACAUAAUUGGACCUCUGUAUCAGGCAGUUUGUGAUAAAUACUUUGAAGAGAAACUAGAUAUUUAUGAACUUGUGCAGGCAGCAGACAUCUGGCUGAUGAGAGUGGACUUUGUGUUUGAGUUCCCCCGCCCCACCAUGCCCAAUGUGGUCUACAUGGGUGGCUUCCAGUGCAAGCCAGCAAAGCCUCUUCCUCAAGACCUGGAGGACUUUGUGCAGAGCUCUGGAGAACAUGGUGUUAUCGUUAUGUCUUUGGGGACGUUUGUAAGUGACCUUCCGACUGAUGUGACUGAAGAUAUAGCAGGUGCAUUUGCUGAACUGCCCCAAAAAGUAAUCUGGAGGUACACAGGAGACAGGCCCUCAGCCCUGGGCAAUAACACCCUCCUGGUUGACUGGAUGCCCCAAAAUGACCUCCUGGGACACCCCAAAACCAAACUCUUUGUCGCCCACGGAGGAACUAAUGGGGUACAGGAAGCUAUCUAUCAUGGGGUUCCAGUGGUAGGAAUUCCUUUAUUCUUUGACCAGCAUGAUAACCUCCUUAGGCUGCAGAAACGAGGUGCUGCACAAGUCAUAACACUUGCCAUGCUAAACAAAGACAGCUUCCUCCAGGCCUUGCAGGAGGUGCUCCAUGUGCCGUCCUACAGGGAGAACAUGCAGAGGCUCUCCAGGCUGCACAGAGACCAGCCCAUGGAGCCCCUGGACCGAGCCCUCUUCUGGAUCGAGUUUGUCAUGAGACACAAAGGUGCUGCUCACCUGCGCACAGAGUCCUACAAGAUGCCCUGGUACUCCUACCACUCCCUGGAUGUUGCAAUCGUUCUGCUAACUGUUGCAGUCAGCUUUUUAUACGCUGGGAUGUGUGCAACCAGAUUAUUUUGCCUCAAUGUUUUCUUUAGGAAAAAGGUCAAACUUGAGUAA